Molecule: messenger RNA, 447 nt
Organism: Didymodactylos carnosus
Lineage: Eukaryota; Metazoa; Rotifera; Eurotatoria; Philodinida; Philodinidae
Source: the annotation of a GenBank genome assembly
AUGGAAACAUGUGAAAACGAUGAACUACGGGAUUAUUAUGUUAAAUCAGCUCUUCAUAUACGCGAACAAAUUAGAUUAUUAGAACUUCAAAAAGAAAAACUGAUCGAUUUACAUUCGGCUGCAGAAAUACAAUCUUUAUCAAUCAAAGUUUUUUAUCUAUUACAAGAAAAAACAAAGGAUGAGCAACAAGACUUCAAAAAUAAAUUGAUUUUAUAUUAUGAAUGUGGUUCCACGAAUACGAAAACAAUCAAAUGUAUGAUUAUGAAUAAAUACUUCGAUAGAGGCCUCGUACGUGCAGCUCCUAUUUGGAAAGCAGCCACUCACGGAGUUGGGCUAACUGAAUUUCGGUUGGAAGAGGCGGACGUGAAUAAUGAACGAAAUGGUCUUUUAUUAUUCGAAUCGGUAGAAAAAGCAUUUGAUUCUAAAAAUACUUUGCUUCAUUUAUGA